Molecule: messenger RNA, 1608 nt
Organism: Chanos chanos (milkfish)
Lineage: Eukaryota; Metazoa; Chordata; Actinopteri; Gonorynchiformes; Chanidae
Gene: pfkfb3
Product: 6-phosphofructo-2-kinase/fructose-2,6-biphosphatase 3
Exons: 16
Coding region: 1-1608 (535 amino acids)
Biological process (GO): fructose 2,6-bisphosphate metabolic process; fructose metabolic process
Cellular component (GO): cytosol
Molecular function (GO): fructose-2,6-bisphosphate 2-phosphatase activity; ATP binding; 6-phosphofructo-2-kinase activity
Source: RefSeq, a predicted model, not a curated record
AUGCCCAGAGAACUAUCCGAACUCACGCAGAAUAGGAUCCAAAAGAUCUGGAUUCCAUCUAAGGAUGAUAGACCCGCAGUACCCCGUAAAAGUGGUGGGGGCCCUCACCUGGCUAACCCCCCCACAGUGAUAGUCAUGGUGGGUCUUCCAGCCCGGGGGAAGACCUACAUGUCAAAGAAACUCACACGCUACCUGAACUGGGUCGGCAUGCCUACCAAAGUGUUCAACGUUGGGGAGUACCGCAGAGAAGCUGUGAAGAAUUAUAGCUCGUAUGACUUCUUCAGAUCAGACAAUGAGAAUGCUGUCAAAAUCAGACAACAAUGUGCCUUAGCUGCUCUGAGAGAUGUCAAGGCUUACCUCACAGAAGAGGGCGGCCAAGUUGCUGUUUUUGAUGCCACUAACACUACCAGAGACAGACGGGACCUGAUCCUGGACUUUGGCGCUGAAAAUGGCUUCAAGGUCUUCUUUAUUGAGUCGGUGUGUGAUGAUCCAAACGUCAUCGCUACCAAUAUCAUGGAAGUCAAGGUGUCUUGCCCAGAUUAUAAAGACUGUAACAAAAUGGACGCCAUGGAAGACUUCCAGAGAAGGAUUGAAUGUUACCGUGUUCACUACCAGCCUCUAGAUCCAGAUGAUUAUGACAAAGAUCUGUCAUUCAUUAAAGUGAUUGACGUUGGCCGACGUUUUCUGGUGAACCGCAUUCAGGACCAUAUUCAGAGCCGCAUUGUCUACUACCUGAUGAACAUCCAUGUGCAGCCACGUUCUAUUUAUCUGUGUCGCCAUGGAGAGAGCCAGCACAACCUGCAGGGCCGACUGGGUGGAGACUCUGGCCUGUCCACACGUGGAAGAAAGUUUGCGGAGGCCCUGUCCAGGUUUGUCGAGGAGCAAAACCUGAAGGAUCUGAAGGUGUGGACGAGUCAGCUUCGCAGAAGCAUCCAGACAGCGGAGGCUCUCGGUGUCCCGUAUGAGCAGUGGAAAGCCUUGAACGAAAUUGAUGCUGGUGUAUGCGAGGAGAUGACAUAUGAGGAAGUGAGGGAGAAGUUCCCAGAAGAGUUUGUUCUCAGAGAUCAAGACAAGUAUUACUAUCGCUACCCCACUGGAGAGUCAUAUCAGGACCUGGUGCAGCGGGUGGAGCCAGUCAUUAUGGAGCUUGAGAGGCAGGAGAAUGUUCUGGUCAUUUGCCACCAGGCUGUCAUGCGCUGUCUUCUGGCUUAUUUUCUGGACAAGAGUGCUGAUGAGAUGCCCUACCUUAAGUGUCCCCUCCACACUGUCCUGAAGCUAACACCAGUAGCUUACGGUUGCAAAGUUGAGUCCAUCUCACUGAAUGUGGAAGCAGUGAACACACACAGGGACAGACCAGAGGAGGUUAAGAGGGGUCCAGGCACUUUGAUCAGAAGGAACAGUGUCACUCCACUCACAAGUCCUGAGCCCAUGAAGAAACCUCGCAUUGACGACCCCACCAUCCCAGAGUUCACAGCUGCCCCUGUGACCUUCUGUUCCACAGCACACUCACCCCUCACACUUUCUACACAGCAUUGGCUUGGCCAAGCUUUUCUACGCAUUGCUUUUCACUACCUGAAAGUGGUUUCCGUGCUACUGUUUCAGAGGUAA